AUGGGAGGAACAUUCGGAAAGAUUUUCUCUAGAUUCUUUGGAAAGAAGGAUAUGAGAAUACUGAUGGUCGGUCUCGAUGCCGCCGGUAAGACCACCAUCCUCUACAAGCUCAAGCUUGGAGAGAUCGUCACCACAAUCCCAACCAUCGGAUUCAACGUCGAGACAGUCGAGUUCAAGAACAUCAACUUCACAGUGUGGGAUGUCGGUGGACAGGACAAGAUUCGUCCAUUGUGGAGACAUUACUUCCAGAACACUCAAGGUCUGAUCUUUGUCGUCGACUCCAACGACAGAGAGCGUAUUCAAGAGGCCUGUGAUGAGCUCCAGAAGAUGCUUAACGAGGAUGAGCUCCGUGACGCCGUGCUGCUCGUCUUCUGCAACAAGCAGGAUCUGCCCAAUGCCAUGAGUGUUGCUGAGGUCACCGACAAGCUCAACCUCCACUCACUCCGUCAGAGAAGCUGGUACAUUCAGUCCACCUGUGCCACCUCAGGUGAUGGUCUCUACGAAGGUCUCGACUGGUUGUCCAACACUCUCACCAAGUCCAAGUAA
Acytostelium subglobosum LB1 is the source of this 546-nucleotide messenger RNA. RefSeq lists its product as hypothetical. The record is from RefSeq and is a predicted model, not a curated record. NCBI's taxonomy places the organism in Eukaryota, Evosea, Eumycetozoa, Acytosteliales, Acytosteliaceae. The transcript has a single exon. Gene Ontology annotation, cellular component: plasma membrane; cytoplasm. Gene Ontology annotation, molecular function: GTP binding; GTPase activity. Gene Ontology annotation, biological process: intracellular protein transport; vesicle-mediated transport. The coding region runs from base 1 to 546 and encodes 181 amino acids.